Molecule: messenger RNA, 1425 nt
Organism: Wallemia ichthyophaga EXF-994
Lineage: Eukaryota; Fungi; Basidiomycota; Wallemiomycetes; Wallemiales; Wallemiaceae
Exons: 2
Coding region: 1-1425 (474 amino acids)
Biological process (GO): protein insertion into mitochondrial inner membrane from matrix; mitochondrial respiratory chain complex IV assembly
Cellular component (GO): mitochondrial inner membrane
Molecular function (GO): membrane insertase activity
Source: RefSeq, a predicted model, not a curated record
AUGAUCGCAAGGGGAGUGUACGGUGCUAGUCGAUUUGGGCGAAUCAACGGGGGGUCGAGAUAUGUGCAACUGCAGAAGCAGAUCCAUCUCAGCCAGUACAGGACGUUUAUUACGGAGAGCAAUAAGCCAGAGCCAUCUUCAGCGCCAGUGAAUGUACUCAACGAUCCGCCAGCAGCAUCGACGGCGUCACCAGAAGCAGUAGCAGCGGCACCAUCACCACCAGCAGGAGCACCAUCACCAGAAGCACCCGCACAUCUGCAAAACAUCGUUGAGAGCACUACUGAGCCACUCAAAUAUGGCGAUCUCGCAGAACUCGGGCUAUGCAACAAGUGGUAUGGCUUUGUCCAGCAAGCGUUGGAAGCUGUUCACGUUUCCACUGGUUUGCCUUGGUGGGCGACGAUCGCAGUGACGACAGUAUCACUCAGAAUGGCGCUGUUCCCACUCUUGCGCAACAGCCUCAUACACACAUCUCGCAUGGCAGUCCACCAGCCAGAAAUGCAAUCCAAGAUCAACUCAAUGACUGCCGCAAAGAAGGCUGGUAAAGACCAAGACGCGGCUGUACUCGGACAGGAGAUGAGGAUGUUCAUGAAAGAGAAGAACCUUAAACCUCUGCGUGGAUUAGUCUUACCACUUAUUCAGAUGCCCCUCUUCAUCGCUUUUUACUUUGGUCUAGACGAUAUGGCUAGAUUACCAGUCAAGCAGCUCGCAGAAGGUGGUUUCGGUUGGGUGCAGAAUCUCACUAUCCCCGAUUAUACGUGCAUACUGCCUAUUAUCUCAUCUUCUCUCAUGUUCAAGAGUAUCAGUAUGGGUCCUGAUGGGAGCGGUAGUGUGCAGUCCCCGCAAGCACAGAAAAUGAAACCUUUCUUCCAGAUUGGUUCGUUUAUUAUCGUUCCUAUGGCGUGGUGGCUGCAGAUGCCAAGUGCGGUAUUCAUCUACUGGUGCACCACUAACUCAUUCUCACUCGCCCAAUCCUACCUCCUCAGCUCAACCAGGGUGAGAAACAGCAUGGGGCUGCCAUCAUUGGAUGUGAUUGCAGAGAACAACAAGCGUAACUUCCCACAACAGUACGCUGACAGCAAUCAGAAGCAGCCAGGUUUCUUGGAAAGUGUCAAAUCGUCAUACAACACUUUCAGGGAGGAAUUUGAAGAGAAGAAGAAGCCGAUGCAGGAGGCAGCGCGCGCACAAGAGAAACUCAACAGAGAAAGACUUAUUCGUCAAACACACGAGGCUGAGAGAAGCGAUAAAGGUCUGUAUGAGAAAGCGGAGAAUGUGGGUGAAAUGGCGGAAGAGAAGGAGAGCGAAGAACGUCAGAAGAACCCAACUGUCUCUGCGAUGGAUCGCGAGAAACGCGAGAGAGCACUGAAGAAUGAACAGCAGAGACUUGCGAGGUUCCAUCGUAACGCUAAGAGGCAGUCGAGGUACUAA